AAGGUGAGUAACAAAACGAAGGAAUAAAGGUGCAAGCGACGGGACAGAAUCGAGAUAGAUAUAUAAUAUAAAUUUAAUUAAUCGCCGGAAAACGAAAAAAAGGAAAGAUUUUCCGGCGAAUAUGAAGGGUAAUUAUCGGCGGAAGAGAACGUUGCGAUUGGUGAAGUACGAGGAAUUGCCGGAAUAUCUAAAAGACAACGAGUUCAUAUUGGAUUAUUACCGGUCGGAAUGGUCGGUUAAGGAUGCUUUGUUCAGCGUUUUCGCGUGGCACAACGAAACGUUAAAUGUUUGGACUCAUUUGGGAGGCUUUCUUAUAUUUGCAGCGAUGGCGGCGACGGAAGCCGGAGGAGGAGGAGGUUUUCUGUCUAAUAUCUGCAGAGUUGGGGUGACGGGGUCGUUGAAGACGGGAAAGCAGAUCAACGGUUCUCAUUCUCAAAACAAAGCUUCCCAGUUUCAGGAUUCACAUUUGAGACAGAUUUUGGAAGUAUCCAUUUUUGAUAGGGUGAGAGAAUAUGGAACAGAAACAAUUCCAAGAUGGCCAUGGUUCAUUUUCUUAGGUGGAGGAAUGUGCUGCUUACUUUGCAGUUCAGUUUCCCAUCUUCUUGCUUGCCACUCCAAACGAUUUGGCCUGUUUUUUUGGCGUCUAGAUUAUGCCGGAAUAUCAAUUAUGAUAAUAUGCUCCUUCUAUGCUCCAAUUUACUAUGUGUUUUUCUGCAAUCCUUAUGCAAGGUUACUCUAUUUGACAUCAAUAUCGGUCCUCGGAGUAAUGGCAAUAAUCACCCUUCUUUCCCCAUCACUUUCAUCACCUCGAUUUCGAACCUUUAGAGCAUGUUUAUUCCUUUCAAUGGGUUUUUCAGGUAUUAUUCCAGCGGUUCAUGCUCUCGUAAGCAAUUGGGGAAGCUCGCAUAUUGUAGUUGCAAUUGGAUACGAGCUCUUAAUGGGCAUUCUAUAUGCAACAGGUGCUGUGUUUUAUGUUACUAGAAUACCAGAGAGAUGGAAGCCUGGAGCAUUUGAUAUUGCAGGACAUAGUCAUCAGAUUUUUCAUAUUUUUGUUGUCCUUGGGGCACUUGCACAUGCCACUGCGACACUCGUCAUAAUCGAUUUUCGAAGGCGAUCACCGACAUGUGCAUUUUACUAGUUUACUUGUGUAUUGCAUUAUCAUUAUUGUAUCAUUAUUUGAAUUUAAUUAGCAACCAAACCCUACCAAUGGAUUGUUGUAAUGCAGAUUGUCGUAAUAUGCAGUAAUUCUAGCUCUUUUAGCUUGCAAAUUAAAGUAGACAAAAACGAACAACAAUUUAGAGUA
Medicago truncatula (barrel medic) is the source of this 1303-nucleotide messenger RNA. Its product is annotated as heptahelical transmembrane protein 2. Gene Ontology annotation, biological process: response to hormone. Gene Ontology annotation, cellular component: membrane. Bases 122 to 1138 code for a protein of 338 amino acids. The transcript is spliced from 4 exons. The record is from RefSeq and is a predicted model, not a curated record. Lineage: Eukaryota; Viridiplantae; Streptophyta; Magnoliopsida; Fabales; Fabaceae. Gene Ontology annotation, molecular function: signaling receptor activity.